Messenger RNA from Plasmodium vinckei vinckei, 876 nucleotides. Its product is annotated as fam-a protein. Lineage: Eukaryota; Apicomplexa; Aconoidasida; Haemosporida; Plasmodiidae. Bases 1 to 876 code for a protein of 291 amino acids. The record is from RefSeq and is a predicted model, not a curated record. The transcript is spliced from 6 exons.
AUGAAUAAAGGAUAUAUUAAGAUUGCUUUGGCACUUUUAAGUGUCGCAGGAUUUAUGCAAAAUAUAGCAUUUGCAAGCGAAACUGAUGCAGCUACUACUUCAAAUGACCAAGUUAAACAAGUAUUACAUGAAAACGAUGAAGACGUUCAACAAGAAUUUUAUGACGACCCUGAUGAAACUAAACAAGCAGAUAAAACUAUGUUCGAAGCUUUAUCUCUUGUAAAAAAACAUGCCAAAGAUACAGAUGAUUACGAAAUAUAUGAUAAGGUAGAUGACGAAGCAUGUAUAUAUUAUAAGAAAGUAAACGAUGUUGACAUUGGAAAGCUUGAACUUAUAAUCCCCAAUUCUGAUAAUUAUGAAGGUAUAAUAAACCUUCUAUGGAAUCCCCAAGGCGCAGAGCACUUUGAUGGUGCUUUCAUUGAAGGACGCUUUAUUCGAAUGUACAAUGAAAAUUUAGGAAUUUUAGAACAACGUCACCAUUGUAUUCUGAAAUCAUGGAUUGGAUAUUAUCAUGCAUUAGCCAAAAAAUUUAAAUUAUCAGAAAACGAAACUGCAAUAACCAUGGCUUCAUCAAAUAUCAAUGCUCAUGAUCCUAAAAACACUAGAAAAUUUGUAAAUCCUUUGGUAAAAAAUGCAAAAUUAUUCAACCCUGUUAUUAAUUCUGCAGAAGAUAUUAGAGAAGGGCAACUAUCCAAAAUGUAUAUUAACUUAUUAGGAUUUAUCAUUAAAAAGGAAGAAAAUUGCGUUAAAAUUACCUAUAUUAUCUCUAUUGAUACAAAUCUUCCAUGGUUGACUCCAAAUAAAUUGAUUAGAAUGGGCGUAGCCAACAAAAUGUAUGAUAUUAUCAAAUUAAGAAGUAUGUUUCAAUCGGAAUAA